UAACACCAAAACCACGUUCCAUUGAAGGCUCCCUCUUCUGUUUCCAUGGCCAUUUCUUGCACUGCAGAAUGGUGCUCAAGAUUCACACAUCACCAUGCAUUCCGUUCUUCCUUCUACACUCUUCCGAACCCUAACAUUUCUAGAUUCUUCAUCCAUGCGAAUUUCUCAGUUUCCCCUACACCAAUCUUGGAAGAAGCAUCUUCCAACUUGAUCCAUCAUCUUGAUUGCAACUAUGGAGAUUCUCCUUCCCAACAGUAUUCUAAGCUGUUAGCCACUGAUGAUGACCGGAAUCUGAACGAGUUCUUGUGUGGUUUAUUUGAGGAUUCAAAAACUGAGGAGCUUGCAUUUGAUUAUUACCAAAGGUUGAAGGAGAGAGCAGAGUUUAGACCAGAGAGAACAACUCUUAACCAUGUUGUAAGGUACUUGUGGAAACUGAAGAAAUGGGAUUGCAUUUCUUCAGUUUCUGAAGACUUUAAGAUUUAUCGUGUGCUUCCUGAUAGGGAUACUUGUUCUAGGUUGAUUUAUUCUUGUAUUAAGCAUAGGAAGUUCAGGAUUACUGAGACUUUACUUGAUGCUUUUCAAUUUGAUUCUGAUGUUGCUACUUUAGCAUUUGGUUCUGCUAUGAGGGGUUAUAAUAAGAUUCAUAUGUUUAGGAGAACCGUUUUAGUCUUCCGGCGAAUGAAAUUGAGUAAUGUUUCUGCUGAUUCUGUUAGUUAUUUACAUGUGAUGGAAGCUUACUCGAGACUAGGGGAUUGUGGUGAAGUGGUUAGGUUGUUUCAUGAGUUUGAGAGUAGGAAAUUGAGAGAUUCUGCAAGGUACUUAGGUGAGGCGUAUGAGAUUCUAUGCGUUUCGUUAGGGAAGUCUGGAAGAGCUUUUGAAGCUCUUGAUUACUUCAGAGAGAUGAUCAAGAAAGGGGUCUUACAGUAUUCAAUUUACUCCACAUUGGUAUACUCUUUCGCGAGUUUGCGCGAGGUUUCUGUUGCUGAGGAAAUUCUCAGAGAGGCGAAAAGCAAGACGGUGAUAACGGAUCCUGAGGUCUAUUUGAAGGUUGUGGUUAUGUAUAUUGAAGAGGGUUUAGUUGAGAAGACAUUGGAAGUUCUUGUGGAAAUGAGGGAUGCUGGUGUUAAGGUUUCUGAUUGCAUAUUAUGUGCUGUUGUCAAUGGAUUCAGCAAAAGAAGGGGCUUUCCGGCUGCAGUUCAAGUAUUUGAGGAGCUGAUUUCUCAAGGUUAUGAACCGGGCCAAGUCACCUAUGCUUCGGCUAUAAAUGCCUAUUGUCGCCUCGGCCAAUACAGCAAAGCAGAGAAGGUGUUUGAAGAAAUGGUGGCAAAGGGGUUUGACAAGUGUGUUGUGGCCUAUUCAAGCAUGAUUGUGAUGUAUGGCCGGACUGGAAGGUUGAGAGACGCAACGAGGUUGAUGGCAAAGAUGAAAGAAAGAGGGUGCCAACCAAAUGUGUGGAUUUACAAUUCCUUGAUAGAUAUGCAUGGGAGGGCUAAGAACUUGAGGCAACUUGAGAAGCUUUGGAAGGAAAUGAAGCGAAGAAAGAUAGCACCGGAUAAGGUGACCUACACCAGUGUAAUCGGCGCAUAUAGUAAGGCAGGGGAGUUUGAUACAUGUGUGAAACUUUUCAAUGAGUAUAGAUUGAAUGGGGGCGUAAUCGAUAGGGCCAUAGCGGGUUUAAUGGUUGGUGUGUACUCAAAGGCAAGUAUGGUUGAUGAAUUGGUCAAGCUCUGA
Messenger RNA from Arachis duranensis, 1731 nucleotides. RefSeq names its product pentatricopeptide repeat-containing protein At5g13770, chloroplastic. Lineage: Eukaryota; Viridiplantae; Streptophyta; Magnoliopsida; Fabales; Fabaceae. Bases 46 to 1731 code for a protein of 561 amino acids. The transcript has a single exon. Gene Ontology annotation, molecular function: protein binding. The record is from RefSeq and is a predicted model, not a curated record.